CGCCGCCAUAUUGGACAAGGAUACCAGUGACGAACUGAUACCAUUUACAGAUUUUGGCAUCGUUUUGAUAGCCGUACCAGUAGCUAGUGCUGGUUACUUUACUCUAGACCAGCAUGGCUGAUCAGCAGAGAAGUCGUGUGUUCCAUUUAGCUCAAGUUAAAGAUGGAGAAGAUGAUGAAGAACAACAAAAUAAUAUGUUCCAGCUAGCUCAGGUGAAAGAAGGUGGUGAUGGAGAAGAAUUAACAAACGUCUUGGUAAUCAUCACACAGAAUGGUGUAACCCCUCUCAAUCUGAAUACAAACUCCGGCCAACAGAUUGUAGUUGUCAAUCAAGGUGAUAAAGCCACACCCACUGUGGUUCUGAAUCAAAAUGAAAAAGCAUUAACACCUAGUAAAGCCAAAGUUGAGCCACAGUUUGAAACAGAUGAUAAAAAUCCUGUAGUUUUUAAAUAUGGAGAUUCCCCUGUCUAUCAAGAUGUCAGUGUCCAAACAACAGAAAUGAAAAAAUACAGCCGUGCACUUCCAAACAAGAAAUUUAAAUGUUUGAUUUGUGGAAAAGAAUUGGCAAAUUCGUCCAUUCUUAAACGUCACAUAAGAAUACACACAGGCGUGAGACCAUAUGAGUGUUCGUUAUGCCAUAAAAGAUUCACACAGAGUAAUGAUUUGACAGCUCAUAUGAGAUCCCACACUGGGUCAAGGCCAUUUAAAUGUGAGGUAUGUGGCAAGGGGUUCACACAACGACAAAAUGUUAAAAAACACAUGCUGACGCAUACUGGAGAAAAGAACUAUGAAUGUGAACAUUGUGGGAAAAGGUUCGGCAGAAAACAUCACAUGGAAGAACAUUCCCGGAUACAUACAGAAUCAGAUAUACGUUGUCAAAUAUGUCAGAAAGGUUUUACCGCUAACGGGCAUCUUAAAAGACACAUGAGAAAAUAUCACUAUGAAGGAGAUGAGCACCUCAAAGAUGACAUCAUGAAAAUUGUACAGCAUGAACAAUCGGAACAGGACAUUGAAAAUGAAAUUCCUGUCGUCAACUUUGUAUCUACUCAAGACGAUUCUGUAGAGACGGCUACAAUUGAAAUUGCCAGCAUCGAACCAGACCCAGCACCUCAGGUUCUCACAAUUGGUCAGUUAGGGUUAGACAAACCUGUGGACGAUGUACCAGAAAUUCUAUAUAGGUGUGAUUUAUGUGAGAAACAGUUUAAGGAUUUGUCCUUUCUGGAACGUCAUCUACGUUUGCAUCUUGACGGAAAACUACAUAACUGUAACAUUUGUCAUAAAGUUUUUAAUUAUAAAGGCUUACUGAAGAGACACAUGGUUGUUCACACUAAAGAGAAACCAUGGGAGUGUAAGCAGUGUAAUAAAAAGUUUACACAAAGUAACGAUCUAAAGAUACACAUGAGACUUCACACUGGUAUUAAACCAUUCAAAUGUGAAUUCUGUCACAUGGGAUUUAAUCAGAAACAACAACUGAAAAAUCACAGACGAAAGCAUACAGGAGAAAGACCUUAUGGAUGUGAAAAAUGUGACAAACGAUUUAGUCGAAGGGAUCAUGCUAAAGCUCACGUGAAAACACAUAAUAACGAUCACCUUCGAUGUCAAAUUUGUGCAUUUACAGCUAGAAAUAUUCUAAGUUUGCAGAAACAUCUUUUGAAGCAUGAGGGUGUUGAAAAGCUCUUAAAACCAAAAGAUGAGUCAAAUGUAGUUCGUUUGAGAUGUAGGUUUUGUACGAAAACUUACAGGGAUCCAUUUAGACUUCAGAAGCAUGAAAAACAACAUGAGAAUUCACGGCUCUAUAAUUGUAACAUUUGUAAGCAGACGUAUUUUAGAAUCGAUACGUUUGAGAAACAUUGUAAAAUUCAUGAAAAAGACGGAUUGAAAGCCAUGGCAGUGCAAAAUGAAACCAUCAAGGAAGAUGCAGAGGAAUAUGUGGGUACAAUGAUUAAAAUUGAAGUUGAUGAUACUGAAGAGGACUACGAAGACGAGAACAAUGUUUCCAAUGAAAUGGAAAAAGAUACUGAUCCAUUAACUACAGUCGAAGUAACACCAGAAAAUACUUCGACAGACAGUUCUAAAGAUUUUGAAAAACAGUCUGUUUUAGAAGUUGGUAUGAUGGAUUUAGACAGAGAAAAUGAGAAAGACCAGAACACGGUAGAAGAAGAUGAAGUUGCAGCCACUCAGAAAAAUACUCUUUAUUGUUGUAGUCAUUGUGGGAAAAUGUUACCGUGGAAUGCUGACUUAGUAAAACACAUGGAAAUGCAUCUUCCUGACAAACCUGAUGAACGGCCAACAGAUGUCACUAAGACGGGAAUAGUACAAACCACUAAUGAUGGUAGAUAUUUAUGUAGCAUCUGUGGACGACAUUUUACCAACCUGAUAGCAUUACAGAGUCAUAUUAAAAACAUACACAACAUGGAUAUUUCUGAUUAUGAACUGAAUUACAAGGAGAGCGAAGGUGUUGUCAUGACAGCUGAGGAAAUUAAAGAAAUUGAGAAACAGAUUCAAGAAAAUUUGAGAUUUACCGGCUGUUACAGUGUACUAAAGAAUGCAUCGAAGCGACAUACGAGAAGUGUAAAGGGAGACGACAAAGAAAAGCCUAUCUACCAAUGUGAAAUCUGUGCUAAAGUGGUGAAGAGGAAGGAGAACUUAGAAAGGCACAGAAAACUUCACAAUAUAAUACAUAAAUGUGACAUCUGUAACAAGAUCUUUAAACAGAGAAACCAUUUGGAGACUCACAGACUCAUUAAACAUGAUACUCAAGGAGGUGAACCCAUAACCCCUACAGUACACGAAUGUGAUGAACCUGGUUGUAAGAAGUAUUUCAAUAAACGCUUCAAUCUUCUACGUCAUCAGCUUAUUCAUCGUAAGAAAACAGACGGAGAAAGUCAGGAUGAAUCAAUGGAAGAUGAUGAUAUGUUGAUGGUCUAUGAAUGCCGAAAGUGUUAUGAAGCUUUCAUGUCACUGGAUGAGUUAGAAAUACAUGUGAAUGAAAAUCACUCGGAUGAUACAGAACAAAAUGGCAGCCAUGAUGAUUCAGCAGAAGAGUCAAAGUUAAUUGAAGAUGAGGCUAAUAUAUCUACAGGAGAUGCUGUGCAGAAUGAAGAAGAAGUUGUGCCUGUUGAGAUAGAUAUAAGUACUUUGGAAACUGUUUCAUCUGAAGCCCUGUUAGAUGGAAAUAAUCAGUCAGAAGGGGAGGUCAAUGUACCAUCAUUAGUUGAAGAAGUGCCACAAAAUUUCCAUAUUGGAGGCAGCUCAGGUCAAGAGGUCAUUGAGUUAUCCAGUGGAAACAUUCCAAUUGUAAUGAAUGACAGCCAAGGUCAAGAGGUCAUAAUACAGAUUCCGCAGGAUAUGAACUCUGGUGAGGAGAAUGUUUAUCAAUGUCAGAUAGUUAAAUCUAGUGACGACGGGAGUUCUGAAGGGGUACCAGUUUAUAUCACACAACACAUGGUGACAACAGAUCCUUCAGAGACGGCGCAUUCCACAAUCACCAUGACAACAGUUUCCUCGGAGACAAGUACAGCAGAUUCAAUAACAAUAGAUACAUUGCCAGACACGACAGACAAUGAUAAUAAUGCAGCUAUCGCCAUGGUUGCACUGUCUACAGACAGUAGUCAAUAUAUUGAAGAUGAUCAUUCUUAUAUAUAGUCUUAAUAGUGCUUAAUAUUUGUAUUCAGUUUUCUAUUACACUACAGCUGCAUUUUUCUUUUUUCCUUCUGGCCACUAUUGGAAGCAAAUGCAACUUAUGUCCACUCAGAUUUAAUUUAGACUGUUCCAAUCUAAUUUUUAGUACCAAUUGUAGCAAUUUCAGUUAAAAGUACCCAUAAGUAUUUUGAGGGUGUUGUUUGAAAUUAGAUUUUACUUUAUCAUUUGAGUUAAUUGCUUCCAGUAUCAGUUUAUGCCAACAAAAAUUAUGUCUUCACCCAGUGAACCAUUCUGCUAAUCUGAUUCAAAUAAAAAGCCUGUGUUCACACUUUGCUAUUAAACAAGGCUCUGACAUUACUCUGUUCUACUUUCUGUUCUGGUAACAUCAGCCAAUGAAAUUUCUCCAAACUUUUGAAGUUGUUUGUGUAUCAUUAUAACAAACUUGAGGAUCCCGAAAGGUAUUUAAAACAAAAGGUAGAAUGUAGCAUUGUCAGAUCCCUGUAAGGUAUUUAAAACAAAAGGUAGAAUGUAGCAUUGUCAGAUCCCUGUAAGGUAUUUAAAACAAAAGGUAGAAUGUAGCAUUGUCAGAUCCCUGUAAGGUAUUUAAAACAAAAGGUAGAAUGCAGCAUUGUCAGAUCCCUGUAAGGUAUUUAAAACAAAAGGUAGAAUGUAGCAUUGUCAGAUCCCUGUAAGGUAUUUAAAACAAAAGGUAGAAUGUAGCAUUGUCAGAUCCCUGUAAGGUAUUUAAAACAAAAGGUAGAAUGUAGCAUUGUCAGAUCCCUGUAAGGUAUUUAAAACAAAAGGUAGAAUGUAGCAUUGUCAGAUCCCUGUAAGGUAUUUAAAACAAAAGGUAGAAUGUAGCAUUGUCAGAUCCCUGUAAGGUAUUUAAAACAAAAGGUAGAAUGCAGCAUUGUCAGAUCCCUGUAAGGUAUUUAAAACAAAAGGUAGAAUGUAGCAUUGUCAGAUCCCUGUAAGGUAUUUAAAACAAAAGGUAGAAUGUAGCAUUGUCAGAUCCCUGUAAGGUAUUUAAAACAAAAGGUAGAAUGUAGCAUUGUCAGAUCCCUGUAAGGUAUUUAAAACAAAAGGUAGAAUGUAGCAUUGUCAGAUCCCUGUAAGGUAUUUAAAACAAAAGGUAGAAUGUAGCAUUGUCAGAUCCCUGGGAAGGAUGGCAAUAUGAUCUGUAUAUCUAUCAGUUCGUCAUUCUUCCUUCGUUGAAGCAGCUUCUUAUAGUUUAUAUGUUUCACGUGUUUGCCUGUAUCAUGCAAACAUUACCAUGAUUGUAUAUAAUUUCAUUCCAGACACAAAUUGUAUCAAUUUUUUUGUAUCAUUAGUUAAAAUAGUAAACAUUUAUGAUUCAAGCUACACAAAAAUGUACAUUAGUGUUAAAAAAAGAACUGAAUUUCCUGUAUUACAAAUUUAUUUUUACAUAAGAUACAUUGAGAGAGAUAUUACAUGUAUAAUGUUGAAAGUGCUCACUGGUUACUUCAAAAUGUAAAAAUUGCUCUUGAAUGCAGUUAUGUUAUUGAAGGUAUGACCAGAAAUAAUUUUUUUGGACUAGAAUUAUGUUAACAUAAAUCAGAACCUUUUAAGUAGGGGGGGGGGGGGGGGGGGGGGUGUUGAAUUUUCUAGGAAAAGGGUUGGAAUUAAAUUCAUUCUUCCUGUAUGUUAUAUAUAUUGUAAAUAACAAAUAAGUUUUUAAUGUGGGAAUCGAAUUGGAUGGUUAUACAUUUUUGGUUAAGCAUUUAAGUCUAGAACAUUUCCCUUUGUCAUUUUUGUUUGUAGUCUAUGAAAAUAAAGGUUUUUUGCGAAAUAAAAUCAUUUUUCCUACCAGUCCUACAUUUUGUAACUUCCUUUUCUAUUUUGUUCUGCAAGGAGACAGGAAACAAGAAUAAUUUCUAUUUAGCUGCCAUGAUAUAUCAGGGUUCUCACUUAGGUGAGUCCAUGAAUCCUGGACUCAUGAACAUCUGUUUAGACUCAUCAUUUUCAAAACUGGUGAGUCCAAAGAUGGAUCAAGAUUGUACAUGUAUCAACUGAACACAUAUACCAUCAUAUUAUCACAAAAGUUCAAAAAUAAUCUAAAUUUCAUGUCAUUUCCUUGCUCUAUUUUUGUCAUGGUGACUGAAAUUAUAAACGAUAUGGCACUACAAUUUUAUUUCUCACUGUUGGACACGCCAUUAUCAAAACUGACCAGUCCCUGAACUCGCUUUAAAAAAUCCUUAGUGAGAACCCUGGAUAUAUGAUAUAUCCAAGAGCACUGAAAGUGAUGUUCAAACCAACAAUCAAUCAAUCAAGUGCAGAUUACUUGUCAUACAAUAAACUAUCUGUAUCUUUAGGGGGAGAGUUGUUGAGUAUAUUAUUUUUCAGAUGUAUGAGUCCAGGGUGUAAUUUCACCAUGUUUUAAUGUUUUAUACUUAUUGUCAUUCCAUGGUAAAACAUGUUAAAAGAAAAAUAUUUAAACAAAUACAGCUAUGUUGUAUUUUAAUUCUAGAUUCAGAUUCAACAUUUUAUUCUGUUAACUUGAGAAAUUUUGUUGUAGCAUUUAUUAUUCAGAGGUUUCUUAUUGCUAAUAUUUUAUAGAUUUUUGGGUAGGAGCUAAAGAUAAAACAUUAAAAUAAGUGAAAUUUUCCUUAAAACAUGUUUUUUUGUCCCCAUUAAAAAAUUACUUGGAAUGAAGGUUUUUUUUUCACCUCAAACAAUUUUCUUUAAACAGAAAAACUGUUACCAGUGGUGGAUCCAGAAAUUUUCAUAAGGGGGGCCCACUGACUGCCAUAAGAGGGGACCUGCUUAGUCAUGCUUCAGUGAUUCCCUAAAUAAUCAACAAAAUUUUCCUUCAAAAAGGGGGGGGGUAGGUCUGGGCACCCUGGGCCCCCCUAAAUCCACCUCUGGUUACCUAUGAAUAGAAAUAAUUAGAGAAGAAAUUUGUUAACUCCUGUUUACUUUUAAAUUCAUCAGAAAUUACAUGUUGAUAUUAGGAUUUUUUUCAUUGAAUACAUUAGGACUGUUCAGUGUUAACACUUGAGGGAAGAAAGUUUUACAGGUUUCCACUUAUCAAAUCAUUCCUGAUGAAAAAUUUGAAUGAGAAAAUGAAAUGGCUGUAGACAACCAGUUUUGAUUAUCUGAAGCUGCUCAGAAAACUUUGAUAUUUUUUUCUUCAGAAUAGGGAGAUUUAACCUUUAAUGAAAAGAGACUACUCUGCAUGAGUAUUUAGAAACUUGGGAACUCUUCACAUAGAUCAAAACAUACAUUUGCCAUUGGUGCAAUAUGAUGAGAUUUAAUUAAAAUUUUGAUACAUGGAUCCUCAGAAGAUAUUGAAGAGUUACUUCCCAUAGCAUCUUACAUUGAUUGUAAGUCUUACUUGAAUUGAUAAUUGUAUUUAUUUAGUUAAGUUAUAAACAAACUACUAUUGUUAUUGGAAUAAAUUUAACUAUUGGUAUAA
Messenger RNA from Mytilus californianus (California mussel), 7077 nucleotides. Its product is annotated as zinc finger protein 600-like. Lineage: Eukaryota; Metazoa; Mollusca; Bivalvia; Mytilida; Mytilidae. Gene Ontology annotation, cellular component: nucleus. Gene Ontology annotation, biological process: regulation of transcription by RNA polymerase II. Bases 114 to 3644 code for a protein of 1176 amino acids. Gene Ontology annotation, molecular function: DNA-binding transcription factor activity, RNA polymerase II-specific; RNA polymerase II transcription regulatory region sequence-specific DNA binding. The record is from RefSeq and is a predicted model, not a curated record. The transcript has 4 exons.